AUGGGGUCUGUAUUUUGGGAGAAGUUGAUUCACUCGGGUUCAGUCGGACCAGCACCAGGAAGUCGUCGUGGAGCGGUCACGAGGACGACCCGAAGGCCCACGAGGAGCAGGACUGGUACCACGGGCUCCUGCCCAGGGCCGACAUCAGCUCGUACGUCUUUUCCUGUCCUUUUCAUGAGAGACUGGUCUCAACUCACAGGGGGGAUUUCUGAAGGGGACUGGUUGCAGUUUUUCAUUCUGAACCCAAAAAAGCUGGGGAGGGAAGUUAGGACAGCUCAGAGCUGAUCUAAGCAUGAGAUAGACUGGUUUUUGGGAAUUUAACCAGAAGUGUCAAAGUGAGUUCUUUGAAGCCAAAAACUUCCAGGCUUCUCGAGAAAGACGGCGAUUUUCUGCUCCGAGCCUCGUCGAUCAGUGAUGCGGAGGUAGUUCAUUUUCAACGGAUAGAGAAAUAUGACCGAAGCGAUUUUCUUCAAGAAAACGUUUCAAAAUUAUUAACUAUUUUGAUUUUAUUGAUUAUUUUGAAUUUCGCAAAAACUAACUUAGAACAUGGCAUGUGCGACAGCGCCGCAGUACAUGCACACAUCACAUUACACUUUACGGAAAAAUAUUGUCAGGGCGUCGUCAAAAAAAAAAACCCCGUUUGUAGUUUGUUUCAAUACUUUUCGAUGCCAAUCUUUUAGUAAUCCCUUUUUUUGAAAAUACUUUGAAAAAGGAGUAAAAUUUUCAAUAUACCUCACUUGAUUUCAAUAACCGAGUUAUUUUCUUCAAUUUUCGUUCAAAUCCUCAAUUCCAGCCAUUGCGGACGAUCAUAUCGAUUAAAUGGAAAAGCAAAAUUCAUCAUUAUAUUCUCGUCGAAUGUCUGGAUGGUACCUUCCAGAACUGAUUUUGAACCAUUUUCUGUAUUUCAAGGCUCAAUCUCAUUGGACAAACAUCGGUACGGGACGGUUUUUGGAGCUGGUCGGAGCUCUUAUGUACAAAAAAAGCUGCCGAUUACUUCGGAUUUGGGGGGGCUUUGCUCAUCAAUCCGAUCGUCAAGCAAGACUGGGAGCUCAGGCAUAACCAGGUCGGUUUUUCAGACGGCUUUUGGUCUCGAAAAUUGAUUUUUUUAGCUUCCAUAACUCUUGAUAAGGUUCAUUCAUACUUUAGGUUGUUUAUAGAUUUUUUCAGUUCCCCUUUGAUUUUCAGAAUGAAUAUUUCCAGAUUGUCAUUGGAAAAAUGCUUGGUGAAGGCGCUUUUGGCGGCGUCUACAAGGGCUCUUUGACCAUUAAGAAAAGGAAAAUCCCGGUAAAUUGAAUUCUUGGAAGCUUUUCCCAAUGGUUAUUGAUUCGAGGUCGCGGUGAAGGUGAGCAAAGGGAACGCGAAGAUGAGCUCGAAGGUGAUGAUCGCCGAGGUUUGCAAGGAGGCCCGGAUAAUGCGCCACUACCAGCACAUGAACAUUGUCAACUUUUACGGGGUCGCCGUGGAAAAAGUCUCGAUUUCCGGGAUUUUCUGGGAUUUAUCUCCUUUUUGAGGAACCCAUAAUGCUUGUGAUGGAGUUGGCCGACACCGGCGCCUUGGAUUCUUACCUGAGGGGCGGCAAUAAUGUCACCUUACUCACCAAGGUGCUCUUUGAGUCUCUUAGAUUGUUAUUUUCUUUGAAAUUGCAGCUCAAAUAUUCUUUUGACACGGCAAAAGGUCUGGAAUACCUCCACCAGAACGGCUGUAUCCAUCGUGACGUUGCAGCGAGGUAUUUCCGACUUAUUCAAAAUGAAAGAAACGCUCCAGAAACUGCCUUCUACAUGCUGGAACCGUCAAGAUCAGCGACUUCGGCCUUUCCAAGCAGCUCUCCGACCACGCCCACAAGUACAAGCUCAAGGUCCUCCCGCUGGAGUUCAAAUCGAGCCGAAAAUCUUCAGGACCUCCAUCAGAAACUGCCGAUCCGAUGGCUGGCUCCAGAGGUCCUUGUCUCGGCCACGUAUUCCUGCAAGUCUGACGUCUUCUCGUUCGGAAUCUUGCUUUGGGAGGUUUACGGGAUCUUUUUCGUUAGAAAUACUUGUUUCAAAAAGAUCUCACUGGAAUCUUUAAAGGCGCAUGAGGAAAUGAUAUCGAGACGAAAGUUGAUCUCUUGCUAUUUUAAAGGAUCUAACAAGCGACUUCUCCUUGUUUCAAUUCUCCCAUUCAGAUAUUCAUGGACGGCGCGAUACCGUACCCGGACAUGACGCUAGGCGAAGUCAGCGCCAAAGUCAGGACCGGCUACCGUAUGUCUCCGCCCGACCGUAUGCCCAAAUUCGUCCGCGAAGUCAUGACAAAUCAAUGUUUCCCGCAGGCGCCGGAAGAUCGCGGCAACAUGUUUGAAGUUUGAACUAUAUACCUUUUUUUGGAAUGAGAAUAACUAUUUCAGAUCCGCGAAAGCAUGGAAAACGUCAUCGAACGACGGACCGUACCUUCUUCUGUUUAUCAGUCCAUCAAAUACUGA
This is a messenger RNA of Caenorhabditis auriculariae, 2455 nucleotides long. The record is from the annotation of a GenBank genome assembly. Lineage: Eukaryota; Metazoa; Nematoda; Chromadorea; Rhabditida; Rhabditidae.